Molecule: messenger RNA, 1296 nt
Organism: Polypterus senegalus (gray bichir)
Lineage: Eukaryota; Metazoa; Chordata; Cladistia; Polypteriformes; Polypteridae
Gene: ntmt1
Product: N-terminal Xaa-Pro-Lys N-methyltransferase 1
Exons: 4
Coding region: 244-915 (223 amino acids)
Biological process (GO): N-terminal protein amino acid methylation
Cellular component (GO): cytoplasm
Molecular function (GO): N-terminal protein N-methyltransferase activity
Source: RefSeq, a predicted model, not a curated record
GUGCGGCGUGCUUAACUUGGUGACACGUAAAGCACAGAGUGUGGCUACACCACGCGGCCGUUAACCCUGCUUGAAUAGUCGUGUCUGCAUGUCGAAUUGCCCCGCAGCCGACAGUAAACUCAGACAAUUGAAUUGUAAAUAGUGUUGUGAAGGUUGGAAAAUCCAUACGUUUACUGCACUUGCCGGAACCCCGACUUUUAAUUUCGGGAGCCGAUUGCAGCUGCUACAACUUAGUGGAGAAGGAUGACGGCCGAAGUUGUGGAAGAUGAAGCCGCCUUCUACUCCAAGGCAGAGAUGUACUGGAAGGAGAUCCCUCCCACGGUGGAUGGCAUGCUGGGAGGCUACGGAGACAUCUCCAACGUUGACAUAACCGGUUCCAAGAAGUUCCUGCAGAAAUUCCUGGGGGAAGGUGCUGGUAAAACGGGGACAAGCUGCGCCCUGGACUGUGGAGCGGGUAUUGGCCGAAUUACAAAGCGGCUCCUCCUGCCUCUCUUCCAGAUGGUGGAUAUGGUGGAUGUCACCAAAGAGUUUCUGGCGAAGGCCAAGUCUUACUUGGGCAAAGAAGGAGAACGCGUUGGCAACUACUUCUGCUGUGGCUUACAGGACUUUCAUCCCCAGCAGGGGCGUUAUGAUGUCAUCUGGAUUCAGUGGGUCAUAGGUCAUUUGACGGACGAACAUUUUGUCCAGUUUCUGCGUCGUUGUAAGCUAGGGCUAAAGCCGAAUGGAAUCAUCUGUAUCAAGGACAAUGUGGCUCAUGAGGGAGUCAUAAUGGAUGACGUGGACAGUAGCGUAUGUCGUGAUCUGCCUUCUGUUCAUCGCAUCGUGAAGGAGGCUGGCCUGCAAAUCCUAGCAGAAGAGAAGCAGGACAAUUUUCCCGAGGAUAUUUACCCAGUGCAGACUCUAGCCCUUAGAUAGGGGGAAUUGCGCUUUUUAGUGACAUCAGGAACAAAGUGUGUCUAUAGCACAGCUCAGAUUCAUAAUCAGGUUAACAGGACUGUAAAGAAGCUACUUUAAAAAGAAGAGAAUGGAGCCUAAAAAGAAGAAAAGUAAAUGCAACAUUGUGAAUCAACUAUGUGUGACUGUGGAUCUCAGUCUGCUGGAGGGCACUGCCAACUGAUUUAGCCUAACAAAUUUCAACAGGAGAGCAUAACUAAGCAACUCUUUGGCCUCCCGACAGCAUAGCCGCCUUCCCUGAGGACCACCUAUAAAAACCAGAUUCAUCAAGCCAUCAAUGGUGUGGGGGGCUUCUCUGGAGUGUCUGUCUGUUCUCCUCAAUAAAGAUCAAAAUAUUCCAGA